Messenger RNA from Paramormyrops kingsleyae, 4816 nucleotides. The record is from RefSeq and is a predicted model, not a curated record. Lineage: Eukaryota; Metazoa; Chordata; Actinopteri; Osteoglossiformes; Mormyridae.
CUCCGCUCUCUUUCUCCUCCAAAGUAUGUUAUAUAAAAUACCGAGAACCUUCCAGUGUUGGCGUGGCCCAACACUUAACCAACACGGUUUUUAUUGACAGAGCUUUGAUAGUUGUGCCCUGCGCUGAAGGUGAGGAUGGCCGUUUCGCAUGCCCGAAUCACUGUCACAGAAUAAUUAAGUGAAACCAGUUUUUUUCCCCACCAGAUAUAAGCAAAAGUACAAGAGGAUGUCUGUGCCUUUGUCCUUUGUGUAGUCGUAAUUGGCAUAGAGAGAGAAUUUCAAACCGGAAGACUGUAGCCUGUCUGUUCUGUGUUGUAGGAUUCCCGUAUCCUUGAGUUCCUUGAGCAAAAAUUCCUGUCACUGUGAGAGUGUGAGAGACAAACUGCCUACAAAUCUGUUGUUCCCAUUUCUAAAGAGUGGUCUUUUCUGCACUCCCUCUAAAUUUGGUUCUCUCGUUUUUUUUGUUUUGUUUUUUUUAAAUAAUAAUAAUGCUUGUCCUGGUGACUUGGUGCCAGAUGGAAACUGAGUUUAUUAAUUUGGUUUUGUAUGUUUUUUUUCUGUGUGAUUAUGUGUGCAUAUCAGAUGACUAGACUGGCCCAGCUGGUACACUACACUAGCCUGUGUACGGCAUUGUUUGCCAAGCCUCUAUUCCCGUUGGGGCCAGCGCAGCCUUCAGGGGGGAAUGUGACCAGGAGAAUAACCGCUGAAUCCUUCCAAGAUGGACACCUUGUCUCUUUUUAUUUCUUUAUCAUUUUAUUUUAUUUCUUUUUAUUUUCUUGUCCCUUGUUUGCUUUUAAGAAAAAAAAAACGUCAUCACAAUUGUUGACCUUGUUUGCCUGUUUUGAUUCUGUUCCCCCUCAGUACGUUAUCCCAUAAUGAUCUCCUCGCAUGCUUGUCUGAAUAUUGUCUGGGCUGACAUGACCAGUGCCCGUGGACUGUGUUUUGUAAGUGGGCAGAAAGGGGGACGCUAACGUUUCGUUUCCUCUCAGUCACGUCCUCCUAAACACGCUCAUGUUUGUAGGAUUCCUGACCUCAGAAUCACAAUAGGAUUAAAUCUGCCGCUUUCUAGACAAAUUACCAUGUUUAGUAUGUUUUUAGAUGUUAAACUGUGAUUAGUCUUUAGGUACAAAUCUGAAAUGUCAUGUCACUUUUUAAAGCAAAUUAAGAUGGCACACUUGAAACUGGCCUUUUUUGCACAUCUGAUUGAUAGCCAGCAGUUUGGGAAAAGUAAUUCAGCAUUUCUUAGCCUUUACUGUAGUGUUUAUCACAGGUAAUGGGGUUAUUUUUAAUCAGUAGAUUUAAGUCAGCUUAAGCUGAGGUAGCUAAGGCAUCUGCCCAAAGUGCUGAACUGCAUGUUAUUUUGGGAGGGGGUGGGGGCUUGGAUGGAGGGGGUUGUUUUGUUUCUUACUGCUCAGUAAGGAAUGCACUCAACCCCCCCUCCCUAAGCCCAUGGGGUGUAACAUUCAGGGAGAAGAUCUGUAGAGAAUGUUGGUUAUCUUAAAAUUUUUGGCUAUAUUUAUAUACAUAUAUAUAUAUUUGGUUUAGCAUCUGGCGAUAUUGAAAGGUUCUUAAAAAUGUUCUUCUUUUCUGUAUCCGAUGUUCUGUGUGCUAUUAGUGAUGCAGCCAACAUGAACGGUUGUCUUGUGUUGCACACCUUUCCAACACUGCGAAACGAUCGCCCCACGGAAAGGCGCCCAUGCUUGAUAUCGUAUGGUUCAUGACCAAUAUGUUUCCAGUACAGGUAAAAUUCCUGAGGAGGCCAAGGCCUUGUCGCUCUUGGCCCCAGCCACCCCCGUCGCCAACCUGAUGCCCGGGGGCGGGCUCCUGCCCAUCCCCACACCGGCGCCUCUGCAGAAUCUGGGAAUCCCAAUCAGCAACCUGGGGGCACUGCAGAGUGGCCUGGAUUCGUCUGUGGCAGCCCUGAGUGGUGUUUCUGCACAGCCCCCCAUCAUGGGCAAUGUGGAUCCCUCCAAGAUCGAUGAGAUCAGGAGGACUGUCUAUGUGGGCAACCUGAACUCGCAGACCACCACAGCAGAGCAGUUGCUGGAGUAUUUCAAGCAAGUAGGAGAUGUGAAGUUUGUGCGCAUGGCAGGGGAUGAGACCCAGCCUACGCGCUUCGCCUUUGUGGAGUUCGCUGACCAGGAGUCUGUGUCAAGGGCCCUUACCUUCAACGGGGUCAUGUUCGGCGACCGGCCUUUAAAAAUUAAUCAUUCCAACAACGCCAUCGUCAAGCCCCCAGAGCUGACGCCUCAGGGUGCCGCCAAGGAGCUGGAGGAGGUGAUGAAGCGGGUCCGGGAGGCACAGUCGACCAUUGCGGCAGCCAUUGAGCCGGGAGAUGAUUCCGGGAAGAAACGUUCCACUACCAGCUCAAGGAGGUUGAGGAAAUCUCGGAGUCGCUCGCGCUCCCGUUCCCAGUCACGGAGAAAAAGGUCCUGCUCUAGGCACAGGAGCCGUCCCUCCACAAAGUCAAGGUCAAAGGUCGGCGAGUCCCACGGCUCUCGGGCUUCACACAAGAAGCGCUCGCGGUCCAGGGACCGGAGGCAUUCACGCAGCCGUUCACGGUCCAGGGGCAGGAGGAAGGAGAAGGAAGGGAAAACACGGGCCAAAGAGGAGAGCUCCCGGGACAAGGAGGACAGGAAGCCCAAGGACAAGAAGGGCAAGACGCCCCCCAAGAGCUACAGCGCCUCCCACAGGUCGCGCAGCACAAGCAGAGGUCAUCGGAGGAGGAGCCGGAGCCGGUCAAAGACGCCCAGGAGAAAGAUGAAAUCCCCAUCCCCAAAGAGGGGCAAGAAGGACAAGAAACGCGAUAAAGUGAGGGAUAGCAGCCGUGAGCGGGAUAGGUGGAGGAGGAGCGGGCGGGAUGAGGAGAAGGCGGAGCGCAGGUCCAAAGGCGGGAAGGUGAGGGCGGCUGCUGUGUGCCGGGGCCUCCUCGCCCAGCAUGCGGAGAGGGAUUCAGACAAGGAAAAGACAUAUGAGAGUGAGCGGGAGGGUUCGGUGCCUGCUGGCGAGGAGUCGGCCCCCCAGCUCCAGCACAACGGCAGCUACAGCAAGCAUGGCGAGGACACUGCCUGCACCGCUGUCGAUGACCAGUGAGGGCACCGCUGAGCCCAUCCACCCACUUCCUCCUGCCCCCCACUUCCCGCCUCUUGUAGGUCCUGCAGCCAAUGUGAUCUUCACCAAACCAAACAGACUGUAGCUGUUUGCCCCCCCUCCUGUGAAUCCAUUUGUCACACAACACAUACAGAAAAUGGAUGAACCCGUCGCACUCUCCUUCACACUAAUAGUACCUUCAUUUCAGUACCAGCUAUAUUAAAUGCGUGGAUUCUUGUUCCGCUUUCUCAUUUUUUCCCCCCCCCACAUGAAAGUUGUUUUCAGUUGUCAAGGUUGGAUGUCCUGUUUUUAAGAACAAAAAAUUCCCUUGUUUGUAAAAAAUGCUGAUUCCCCCUAUUGUGAAAUAGGUCAGCAGACCUCAGCUUGUUUUAAAGAGGCAGAGUUCCCGCAUGGCGGGGGAAUGGCGUAUGGAGGGGCUCCAGAGCAGCUCGGCUCAUCUGUGGAGACCCCCCAUACCCCCCAUCCCAAUGCCAAAUUCAAUCACAUGUGUCCUGCAAUGUCAGAAGCAGCCCGCACUGUACUUUUGGCACAUUUUUCGUAAGCCCCCGUCAGCUGAAAAGAACAAAGGUCUGCAAGCACAGCAACACAAGUGCCUCCGCUGGAAGACAAAGGGGCGUCCUGGACGAGCAGCAGACUGCUUCAGUGGUGUGAGCACGCAAAAGGGGAACUGAACACACAGCCCUGGCUGGUCACAGAGGUGUAGAGACGCCUCUUCGUGCUCUGCAGUUUUAUAAGGCAUCUCACAGAGCCUUGCCCGUUUUAACCGAGGUUUUAAACCCAGAAGUUUAAACGUUUUACUUUUUAAAGCAGUAUUUUGUUUCCGCCAAUAGCCACAAGCACCCUUGUAUGUCUAGGAACUGAUAUGUGUUGUACAAAAGACUUUUCAGCUAUAGGUUUUGUAUUUCAUUUUCUAUUCCCCUAAGAUGAUGGAUUUCCCAGUGUGUGUUUGAGUCUGAAUUCGGUCUGUUGGAAGAAAUGACUUACUCAGGACAGCAAUGUUAUUACAGGCGUGACACAUUUUGAAGUGUGUUAAAAAUAUAUCAUUUUUAACUGUGUGGAGAGUCAGUGUGGACUUCCUCGAUUGUACACCAUUUGUAUACUUCUAAAGUUUCUUUAGAGGGUAACUUUUUUUUUUUUUGAUAAAGUGGCAAUUCUUUUGCAUCAAGUUUCAGAGUUUUGCUUUGUAUUUUGUGCUUUGAGUAAUUUAAAUUUGAUUAAUGGUAGACUGAUCACCACAAUUUGUAAUAUUGAAAAAAGGUCUGCUUGUAUUUGCGGCUUAAAUUUAGUGUAUGCUGGUACGUUGUUGCAAAGUGUAUUUUUUCUAACCCCUAGUGCAGCUCUUUGGCUUAUCUGGGUACUGGAUGGAUGUGUGUAGUCUUCACAAAGAGAGAUAUUCACUGUAUAUUUGCCAAGAUGGUCUCAUUGGUGAUGGGUAACGGUUCGAUGUUUUGAAAAAAGUUGUCCCUGAUUUACUCUUCCCGUUUGAUAGUAAAAUGGCUGUUUACAUUCUGACGUUUCCGCUGCCAGCAUCUGACAGGAGGUCAGUGACCAUGAAUGCAAUCAUGUUUAAUAACCAGGGUGGUGGGGGGGGUCAUUUCAGUUUCCUUUUCAUUCUGGAUCCCAUGUUAACUGUAAAUAAUUGCCUCAUUGUCAUGAACUUGUAACAGUUGUGAUUGUGAUUAAAACGGGCAUCUCUUCCAUACUG